Molecule: messenger RNA, 2070 nt
Organism: Helianthus annuus (common sunflower)
Lineage: Eukaryota; Viridiplantae; Streptophyta; Magnoliopsida; Asterales; Asteraceae
Source: the annotation of a RefSeq genome assembly
AUGAUCGAUCGAUAUACACAUCAACAACUCCGAAUUGGAUUAGUUUCUCCUCAACAAAUAAGUACUUGGUCCAAAAAAAUCCUGCCUAAUGGCGAGAUUGUUGGAGAGGUGACAAAACCUUAUACCUUUCAUUACAAAACCAAUAAACCAGAAAAAGAUGGAUUAUUUUGUGAAAGAAUUUUUGGGCCUAUCAAAAGUGGAAUUUGUGCUUGUGGAAAUUAUCGAGUAAUCGGAGAUGAAAAGGAAGACCCGCAAUUUUGUGAACAAUGCGGAGUCGAGUUUGUUGAUUCUCGGAUACGAAGAUAUCAAAUGGGCUACAUCAAACUCGCAUACCCCGUAAUGCAUGUGUGGUAUUUGAAACGUCUUCCUAGUUAUAUUGUGAAUCUUUUAGAUAAACCUCUUAACGAAUUAGAAGACCUAGUAUACUGCGGUUUUUAUUUUGCUAGGCCCAUAGAUAAAAAACCCACUUUUUUACGAUUACGGGGUUUAUUGGAAUAUGAAAUUCAACCCUGGAAAUACAGGAUCCCAAUUUUUUUUACUACCCGGAGCUUCGAUACAUUUCGAAAUCGAGAGAUGUCUACCGGAGGAGGUUCUAUCAGACAACAAUUAGCCAAUCUAGAUUUACGAAUGAUUAUAGAUUAUUCAUUGGUAGAAUGGAAAGAAUUGGAGGAAGAGGAAUCCACAGGGAAUGAAUGGGAAGAUCGAAAAGUUGGAAGAAGAAAAGAUUUUUUGCUUAGACGCAUGGAAUUGGCUAAGCAUUUUAUUCGAACAAAUAUAGAACCAAAAUGGAUGGUUUUGCGUCUAUUACCAGUUCUUCCUCCUGAGUUGAGACCAAUCUAUCAUAUAGAUGAGGAUAAACUAGUGACCUCGGAUAUUAAUGAAAUCUAUAGAAGAAUUAUCUAUCGGAAUAAUACUCUUACAGAUCUAUUAACAACAAGUAUAGCUACACCAGAAGAAUUAAUAAUAUCUCAGGAAAAAUUGCUACAAGAAGCCGUGGAUGCACUUCUUGAUAAUGGAAUCUGCGGACAACCAAUGAGGGAUGAUCAUAAUAGAAUUUACAAGUCGCUUUCAGAUGUAAUUGAAGGCAAAGAAGGAAGAGUUCGCGAGACUCUGCUUGGUAAACGAGUCGAUUAUUCAGGGCGGUCAGUGAUUGUCGUGGGCCCUUCACUUUCAUUACAUCGAUGUGGAUUGCCUCGCGAAAUUGCAAUAGAACUUUUCCAGGCAUUUGUAAUUCGUGACCUAAUUAGAAAACAUCUUGCUUCGAACAUAGGAGUUGCUAAGAGUCAAAUUCGGAAAAAAAAACCUAUUGUAUGGGAAAUACUUCAAGAAAUUCUGGAUGACCAUCCUGUAUUGCUGAAUAGAGCGCCUACUCUGCAUAGAUUAGGUAUACAGGCAUUCCUCCCCGUUUUAGUGGAAGGGCGUGCUAUUUGUUUACAUCCAUUAGUUUGUAAGGGCUUCAAUGCAGACUUUGACGGGGAUCAAAUGGCUGUUCAUGUGCCUUUAUCUUUAGAGGCGCAAGCAGAGGCACGUUUACUUAUGUUUUCUCAUAUGAAUCUUUUGUCUCCAACUAUUGGAGAUCCCAUUUCUGCACCAACUCAAGAUAUGCUUAGUGGACUCUAUGUCUUAACGAGUGGAAAUCGUCGGGGUAUUUGUGUAAAUAGGUAUAAUCCAUGUAAUCGUAGAAACUAUCAAAAUGAAGAUAAUAACUAUAAGUAUACAAAAAAAAAAGAACCCUUUUUUUGUAAUGCCUAUGAUGCAAUUGGAGCUUAUCGGCAAAAACGAAUCAAUUUAGGUAGUCCUUUGUGGCUGCGGUGGCGACUAGAUCAACGUGUUAUUGCUGCAAGAGAAGCUCCUAUCGAAAUUCACUAUGAAUCUUUGGGGACCUAUUAUGAGAUUUAUGGACACUAUCUAAUAGUAAGAAGUAUAAAAAAAGAAAUUCUUUAUAUAUAUAUUCGAACCACUCUUGGUCAUAUUUCUCUUUAUCGAGAAAUAGAAGAAGCCAUACAGGGGUUUUGGCAGGGCUGUUAUAAUUCUAUGCUACCAGCGCGAAUUCGAGUCUCACCGGGUUAA